AUCGUCUUUUUUAUCCAUGACAUUUUUAUAGGUUAUGUACUUAGGAGGGUAUUUUAAUGAACCGCCUUUUUAUUGUUCAGCGGUCAUUAGAGAUUAGGUAUAAAUGAGUAGUGGGUUAAAUCGUAUUUACUAAUUAUUUAAAUGGUGGAACGCUGAGUAUUGAGCAGUGAAUUUUGGAAUCAGAUCAGCUUGUUGCGUUGCCGCGUUGGCAUUACAUACUUGUCUCGCUAGGAUUCUUCAUACGGUUUUAUUACCUCGAAACAGAACUACAUAUAUCGAUUCCGCUGCGUCCGGAAAACAAUCUGUUGAUUUGACGGCUUUUCUAUCCUUUUCAGGGAUGGAGAAUUCAGAUGAAUCGAUCUUAAAAAAAAACGAUGUGACUGAUAGUACAAGUUCAUCAAGUUACUUUGAAGACUGUAAAGAUCUAGGUGUUUAUAGUUUGGAAAAUACUCGAGUCUCCAAACGCAGUCGUUAUUUGUAUCCUGAUACCAAGGUAAUAUGGCCUAUGGGUUAUGGCUUGAAUACUUAUGUGUACAAACGUAAGCAAAAAAAAUGUCAAAUGAAUAAUGAUGAUUUUGAUACAUUACCAGAAGAAAUAGUAUUAAAGAUAUUUAAAAUGGUGGACAAGCGCACAUUACUAAAAUGUGCUCUUGUAUGCCAUCAAUGGCGACGUAUUGCAUAUGAUGAAUCUUUAUGGCAGUAUUUAAACAUUCCUUCUCGUCGUAUGAGCAUUUCGACUUUAGAUAAUCUUCUUGCCCGUAAUAUUAAAUACUUUUCUGCUUCUCAUUCAAAUUUCUAUAUUUUUGCAAACCAGUGUUUAUGUAAAACACCAUUUCCCAAAUUACAGUACUUGGAUUUGAGCUCUGUAUUUAUGCAUUAUAAUACUCUACGUUCAUUAUUAAGGCAAUGUACUAAUCUGAUAAAACUGAGUUUGGAAAACUGUUCAGUAGAUUCUAUAUGUUGCCAGUACAUUGGACUCAAUACCAAUUUAAAAGUACUUAACUUAGCUUCAACAGUUGGUCUUGACCGCAAUGGCUUGGAACACAUAGUGACUCUCCAAAAAUUGGAAGAAUUGAAUGUGUCUUGGGCUAAAUUGGAAGAUGACAACUUACAUUAUCUAAUGGCCAAUAUGAUACCAAAUAUAAAAUGCCUUAAUAUUAGUGGAUUUUUGAAACAAUUAGCAGACUUUGAUUUGACAAGGUUGAGUAGCCGUUGCAUGAAACUAAUUGAAUUGGAUAUUAGUGAUAGCCUUGCUAUAACUGCAAGUAGUUUGGACAAAAUCUUAGAGAAUAAUCAUGAAUUAAAAGUGUUGUCCAUGAAUCGCUGUUACAAUAUCGAUACUCCUAGACUUUUAAAUCUAACGGAAAUUUCCAGAAGGAGGAGAAAUUCUAUUAUGAGUUUGAGUGAAGUAAAUUUUAUCGGCAUAACACCCAGACGAAUAUUGGAGGAUAUAGCUAAUAACCCAGAUGUGAUUUUAAAAAUAAAUAAAAGUGUGUUUUCUGGUAUUGGUCGUCCAAAACUGGCUCAAAAUAAACACACCAUUUGGGAAAUUCCUGCUUUCAUAGACUGUUAAUACUAUACUCUAGGUAUGACUAAUGUUCCAUUGCCAAUAUACUGUGAUUUAAGUUAUAGACUAUUAGAAUAGAG
Myzus persicae (green peach aphid) is the source of this 1647-nucleotide messenger RNA. RefSeq names its product S-phase kinase-associated protein 2 (gene Skp2). Bases 338 to 1573 code for a protein of 411 amino acids. Gene Ontology annotation, molecular function: protein binding. The record is from RefSeq and is a predicted model, not a curated record. Gene Ontology annotation, cellular component: SCF ubiquitin ligase complex. Gene Ontology annotation, biological process: SCF-dependent proteasomal ubiquitin-dependent protein catabolic process. NCBI's taxonomy places the organism in Eukaryota, Metazoa, Arthropoda, Insecta, Hemiptera, Aphididae. The transcript is spliced from 9 exons.